CAAACGCCGGGAGGAGCCAAACAUUAAGAGGAUGAGGAACACCUCGGCACGAACUGAUUAAAUACUGUACUGAAUCAAAAGUGACUCACCAAAGAGAGCUACAUUUGUGUGGACUCGUCUAUCGUCAUUUUGAGAGAUGAUGAUGAUGACCUCACUCAGCUAGUGACCUGACCUCCCAGUCCCAGAGCGUCCUCAGCCAGGCAACCCAGCCGUGACAGAACCAGUCAUUGGACAGCACAAUAGUAUAAUAUAUAUGCCAUUUAGCAGACGCUUUUAUCCAAAGCCACUCAUCCGUGCAUACAUUUUACGUAUGGGUGGUCCCACAGUGACCGUGUUCAAUUUCUACUAGCAUCAUGGCUGCCAGCCAGCAGAAAGGCACUGCAGUGCUAGAAACCUCAACAGAGGGAAAGCGAACAGAGCUCAGGGCCAAUGAAGUACAGAAGAAAUGCUCAUGGGCCUCUUAUAUGACCAACUCCCCCACUGUGAUUGUCAUGAUUGGUCUUCCUGCCAGAGGGAAAACCUACAUGUCCAAGAAGCUAACCCGCUACCUCAACUGGAUAGGAGUGCCAACCAAGGUGUUCAACCUGGGGGUCUACAGGCGAGAGGCUGUAAAAGCCUACAAAUCCUAUGACUUCUUCAGACAUGACAACGAGGAGGCCAUGGAAAUCAGGAAGCGGUGUGCUCUGGUAGCUCUGCGGGAUGUCAAAGCCUAUCUGACUGAGGGGGGCCAGAUCGCUGUCUUUGAUGCCACAAACACCACCCGAGAGAGGAGAGAAUUAAUCCUUAGUUUUGCAAAGGAACAUGCUUACAAGGUGUUUUUUGUGGAGUCAUUGUGCGACGACCCUGAUGUCAUUGCUGCUAAUGUUAUGGAUGUGAAGGUAUCCAGUCCAGACUACCCAGAGAGACACAGAGAGAGUGUGAUGGAGGACUUCCUGAAGAGAAUAGAAUGUUAUAAAGUUACGUACCAACCAUUAGACCCAGAUGAAAAUGACAGGGACCUGUCCUUCAUCCAGGUCAUCAAUGUGGGCAGGAGCUUCCUGGUCAACAGGGUGCAGGACUACAUCCAGAGCAAGAUCGUGUACUACCUCAUGAACAUCCACGUGCACUCUCACUCUAUCUACCUGUGUCGGCACGGAGAGAGCGACCACAACGUGGAGGGACGCAUCGGGGGUGACGCAAUGCUGUCUGUUCAAGGGAGAAAGUUUGCUGGAGCGCUUAAGGGUUUUGUGGAGGAGCAUGGUCUGUCAGACCUAAAGGUGUGGACCAGCCAGCUGAGACGGACCAUCCAGACUGCUGAGGAGCUUGGGGUGCCCUACGAGCAGUGGAAGAUACUCAACGAGAUCGAUGCAGGUGUGUGUGAGGAGAUGACCUAUGAUAUAAUCGAGAAAACCUACCCUGAGGAGUUUUCCUUGAGAGACCAGGACAAGUACCACUACCGCUACCCAGGGGGAGAGUCCUACCAGGACCUAGUGCAGAGGUUAGAGCCAGUCAUCAUGGAACUGGAGAGACAAGGCAACGUGCUGGUCAUCUGCCACCAGGCUGUCAUGCGAUGCCUGCUCGCUUACUUCCUGGAUAAGAGUGCAGAUGACCUGCCCUACUUGAAGUGUCCCCUCCACACGGUUCUAAAGCUCACCCCUGUGGCUUAUGGUUGCAAAGUGGACAUGUUUGACCUGAAAGUGAAGGCUGUGAACACUCACCGGGAUAGGCCAUUAGAUAAAGUCCGUAAUGACGUCGUUCCUGCCACAUUCCUACGGAGGAACAGUUUCACCCCGCUGUCCAGUCACGACCAGGAGUAUCUCAACUGCUUCAGCCCAGGAGAUGCAGAAGAUGCUGUCCACAGUUGAAGAGGACUGAGAAGGGUGUCUCCACUCCCCCACAUUUUCGCUGCCAUCAGAUCUGGGUUCAAAUACAAUUUAGAAAUCUUGUUAAAUACCUUUAGUGUUCGCUUUAGCUUGCCUGGAGUGCCAGGUGGGUAGUGUUUGCUUUAGCUUGCCUGGAGUGCCAGGUGGGUAGUGUUUGUUUUAGCUUGCCUGGAGUGCCAGGUGGGUAGUGUUUGUUUUAGCUUGCCUGGAGUGCCAGGUGGGUAGUGUUUGCUUUAGCUUGCCUGGAGUGCCAGGUGGGUAGUGUUUGCUUUAGCUUGCCUGGAGUGCCAGGUGGGUAGUGUUUGCACUUUGGGGACUUUUCCACUGAUUCCAUUGCAACAGGCAAGCGCUAUAAAGCCCAGCUAAAUUAUUUUUAAUUAUUUCAAAUAGUAUUUGAACCCAGGUACCAUCUGUCUGCUCAGGCUUGCUUCAUACCAUGCCAGCCUUACCAAUUUGAUUGUCAAGCAGGAGUUCAAGCACACUGUCUUAGCAGCAAAUUAGGUAUGGAAUGUGGUUGUUGUAGUGGCCAGAAUUUGUUCUACAGCUCCAUUUCUGUUGCCAUCUGUUAGAUAGAUGGUGUGUGUGGGUGAAGAGCGAUAUGAUUUGAGACAAACAUGACCUUGCGCACACACACUUAUCAACAGUCAACGUUUAAUUUAUUGUGAACAGAACUUUAGAAUGUUGAAUAGAGGACAUCCUUGAGAUUAUUUGUCUCAGUAGAUUUGAGACAUUCAGUGAUUUGUCUAUUACAAUGUAUUUAAUUUACACUGUAACUAAUGGAGAGGGUUGCCACACUGAAAAAUUUAUAAAAAAACAAAGCACUGACUACAAACACUGUUUUAUCCUUUAAUUCUACAAUGUAGUUUAUAAACAAUUACUUAAGAUCUUAUGAAUAAUAUAUUCUGAACAAAAAUCUAAAUGCAACAUGCAACAAUUUUAAAGGUUUAACUGAGUUACAGCUCAUAUAAGGAAAUUAGUAAAUUUAAAUAAAUUAGGCCCUAAUCUAUGGAUUUGACAUGACUGGGCAAGGUCACAGCCAUUGGGGCCUGGGAAGGGCAUAAGCCCACCCACUUGGGAGCCAGGCCCAGCCAAUCAGAAUGAGCUUUUCCUCACAAAAGGGCUUUAUUACAGACAGAAAUAGUCCUCAGAAAUUAACAUUAAAUUCUCUGGCAACAGUUCUGGUGGGCAUUCCUGCAAUCAGCAUGCCAAUUGCACACUCCCUCAACUUGAGACAUAUGUGGCAUUGUGUUGUGUGACACAACUGCACAUUUGAGUGAUCUUUUGUUGUCCCCAGCACAAGGUGCACCUGUGUAAUGAGCAUGCUGUUUAAUCAGCUUCUUGACAUGCCACACCCGUCAGGUGGAUGGAUUGUCUUGGCAAAUGAGAAAUGCUCACUAACAGAGAUGUGCAUAAAUUUGUUUACAUCAUUUGAGAAAUGUAUUUUUGUGCGUAUGGAACAUUUCUGGGAUCUUUUAUUUAAGCUCAUGAAACAUAGGACCAACACUUUUACAUGUUGUCUUUUUAUAUUUUUGUUCAGUAUAUGUACCCCUUUAAUUGGAUAGUUGAAUAUCAUCUCUUUUGAACAUUCUUAUACUUGACCAGCCUUGUUUCCUCAGUGAGAGUACAAAUGCUGAAAGACCACCAUACAGGAUUUAACAUGUUGGCUUAAGAGUUAAUGUUAUUAGUUAGUCACAUGUUACUUUUACAUGUUACAUUACUGUGUGUGUAUAGAGUUCACAUUUCACACUGCAAUUCUGUCACAUAUUCAUGGCCAUGUUAUGAAACACCCAUGUCUUUGCAUUAUCAAUGUAUCAAUUGCAUGUCCUCAGCUAAAAUGGCAACAUGAUUUAAGGGGGCAAAUAUUUUUUAGACAGUACUACUGUAGUUAGUCAACAUGCCAUGCCAUCAACAUUUUGGAAUAUUUAUUCUUAAAUGUGCUAUACUGACAUUUGAAAAAGCACAGCGUAAUCGAAGAUGGGUACUUUCAUACUUACAGUUCACUGAUUGUGUCCAACCAUGUGCACCUGGUUUAUUACUGCCACAUUGAUCAUGUUAAAUUCAAUGCUGCUCUAAAGUGCUUCUGUGCCGGUGUUUAGCAACAUUACUUUUGUGUCUGUUACAAGACAAUGUUAUUAUAUAAGUAGGCAGUCAGUCAGUAGCCUGUAAGACUACAACAUACUGAAUGAUAUAAUGGUAUGAUGCUGUAAGAUAUUUUUAGAUCACUAGAAUUAUCUGAUGUAAGUGUAAAUUAUUGAAGAAAUUAUGUUGUACUCUGUCAGAACGUCUUGCUCAUGGCAGUUUGACUUGACUUGGUUCUCUGGUACAUAAUGUGGCCAGAUGUAUUGAGCUCAUUGGGAGGUGUCAUCCUGUUUAGAUGUUUCCACUACAACUCCCUGUCUCUCUCAAGCCAGGGCAAGCCUGUGGCAGAACCCUGGCUAUGGGGAAAGACUGGGAGUGACUUCCUGGGAAUAAUAACCGAGAUGACUCAAUCUUCUCAUAUUUGACCUACAGUAUCUGUGAAAGAGGGCUAAUACAAUAAGUGUCUGAAAGACGUAAAGGGAAGGUGGCAGCAGGGGAUUGGGGAUGUUCAAAUGUUUCCAGACUGGUGUGUCAUAGGGGAAAUGGGUUGGUUCAUUGUUAUACUACCAUCUGAAACUUCAGUGUCUGUGUAUAGCAUGAACUACUGAAGCAUACAGUACAUUAUUCUCACAGGAAGUAUUUAUUUGGUUCAGUCAGCAGGCGUGCCUCCUUUGACUAUAUAUAUAUAUUUUUCAUUUCUGUUAUUGGAAACAGUAAUGUCCUUGCCACGCAUUACCGCUUUCACAGCCUUGUUUGUGUAUCAGUGGGCAUCUUUCGCAAGACUGCAUUGUACUACACUCGAGGCAACCAUUUACCUAAACCAACAACACUUUAAGGUGUGGAGACAUUGUAAUGAAACCUUAUGAGUCAUAUAGAAACUUGUAUUACUGUAUUUGUAAAUUAGGACAAUUCUGAACUAUAGUUGGAAUAGAAAUAAUAAAUUGUUGGGUUUUCUGAUGUGUAGGGAACUUAAAUGGUGCUUUAUAUAAAUGUGUCAAACUCAUUCCAUGGAGGGCCGAGUGUCUGUGGGUUUUCGCUCCUCCCUUGUACUUGAUUGAUGAAUUAAGGUCACUAAUUAGUAAGGAACUCUCCUCACCUGGUUGUCUAGGUCUUAAUUGAAAGGAAAAAAACAAAAGUCAGCAGACACUAGGCCAUCCAUGGAAUUAGUUUGACACCCCUGCUAUAAACCAAUGACAGACCGAGGACCAAAAUAAAUCAGUACUCCGCC
Molecule: messenger RNA, 5169 nt
Organism: Oncorhynchus nerka (sockeye salmon)
Lineage: Eukaryota; Metazoa; Chordata; Actinopteri; Salmoniformes; Salmonidae
Product: 6-phosphofructo-2-kinase/fructose-2,6-bisphosphatase 2-like
Exons: 16
Coding region: 354-1844 (496 amino acids)
Biological process (GO): fructose 2,6-bisphosphate metabolic process; fructose metabolic process
Cellular component (GO): cytosol
Molecular function (GO): 6-phosphofructo-2-kinase activity; fructose-2,6-bisphosphate 2-phosphatase activity; ATP binding
Source: RefSeq, a predicted model, not a curated record